This is a messenger RNA of Drosophila mojavensis, 5144 nucleotides long. RefSeq names its product probable serine/threonine-protein kinase yakA. NCBI's taxonomy places the organism in Eukaryota, Metazoa, Arthropoda, Insecta, Diptera, Drosophilidae. The record is from RefSeq and is a predicted model, not a curated record.
AUGUGAAUGUUUGGAAUAAUUGCACGAGUUAGAAGAGACGGCGAAACAGCUGCACGAGCAUUUGAUGAAUGGCAAUUCAAAAAGGAAAUCAAUAAUAAUAAUAACAAUAACAAUCAACGCCUUUUAAGUGUCCCACCUCACAUCUUCCUCUUCUUCUUCUACUUAUAGUUGUUGCUGGUGUUGUUGGAACGUAUGCAAUGUGUUGUUCUUUUUUUUGUUGUUUUUUUGAAUGCAAGUAAAAGAAACAAGAACUAAAAAUAAUAAUAAAAAGAAAAAAAAUUAAUAUAAAAAUAUCGAGAAAUACCAAAUAAAUGAAUAAAAUGUGUAAAGCCAACGAAUGCGCCUUAGCAGCCGCAGCCGCCGCAGCAGCAGUCGAAGAAGCGCCACACAGCGUCGCAGCAGCAGCCGCCAACGCCGCCAACGCGUGGAAAGCAGCAAAAAGCAACGCAUGACCGAACGACGCGGCGACGUUCACAAAAAGCGAAGCAAAGCAAAGCAAAGCGAAACAAUUGCUUCAAACUAAAGCGAGAGAAGAGUGCAACAAAAGAGAGCAGCAAAAAAAGAAAGAACAAAUCGUAUGCAAAACAAAAACACAAAAAGCACACACACGGGAAUAAUAAUAACAAUAAUAAAAGCAAACACAAAAGCAACAGCAAAGCCGUUAGGCAAUAGAGAAUAGCCGUAGAAGUAGAAAAACAAAACGAAGUAACGUGCAAUAACUAAAACAAAAAAAGAAAAACUCAAGCAAAAGGCAAGCAACGCUAAACGCACACGAAGAACGCACCACAAAAAGGAGCGAGCCAGAGAGCGAGUGACAGCAAAACUUGCGGAAAGGCAGAGAAUAAGAAAGGAAAGGAAUAGCAAAAGGAAGGCAGGAAAAUAGCAACAACAACAGCAGGAGCAGUUGAGCUUUCAGCGUUGUUGUUGUUGGUGUUUGUGCUGUUGUUGUUGUUGGUGGCGUUGGUGUUGCCAUGGCCAGCAGCAGCAGCAGCGCAACAAAUGCAGUCAGCAGCAACGCAACUGCGCUGCCUUCACUCUUUGCCGGCAGCAACAGCAACAACAACAGCAGCAGCAGCAAUAAUAAUAGCAGCGGCUGCGCUGCCGCCGUCAACGUCGCGGCCAAAGAUAUGGACGGACUGAUUGCCAUCAAUGAUAGCGCAUUAUCGCAACAAAUCGAAUUUAUACUACAAGAUGCUCCCAUGGAGCAGGAUGACGAGCAGCAGCAGCUGCAACUGCAGCAGCAGCUCAAUAUGGCAGCAGCAGCAGCGACGGCGGCAGCAGCGGCAGCGGCAGCUGCGUCCAAGCUCGACAACCACCCACCGACAACAACAAAUGCAACAAUAACGACAACAACAACAAACAGCGCUUCCGCCUACAUCAACCAUAAUAGCAGCAGCAACAGCAGCAACAACAACAACAACAGCAACAAUCAUAUAAAUAGCCACAACAACAACAGCAGUUUGAGUGUUGAGGAUCAGCAGCAAUUGUUGCUACAGCAGCAUCGUGCACAGCAGCAACAACAACAACAGCAGCAGCAGCAGCAACAUCAUCUGCUGAAUGGCCGUCGCAUUAUCAUUCAAUCGACGGGCAACGGCGCCGGUUCCGUGAUGGCUGCCAGUGACAUCAAGGAGGAGCAGCAAGAGCUCGAGGAUGAGCCCGAGGAUGAGGAGGAGGAGGAAGAGGAAGAUCCAGAGCUUAACGAUGAGAAUCUGCAGGACAUCGAAGAGGAGGCGCAGGCAGCCGAAGCUGAUGAGGAGCCGGAAACGGCGACGCAGCAUUUGCAAACGCAAGUCAAGCUGGAGCUGGACGAGCUGCCCGACGAAGAUGAGGAGGAGGAGGAUGAGGAUGAGGAUGAGCAAAUGCAACAGCAGCCCAGCGCAGCAGCAGCAGCAGCAGCAGCAGCAACAACAACAAAUUGAGGUAAAAAUCAUGGAAAUGGUUCCCAGCAGCUGGUGCUGCCAGCGGGCAGCAUUGUGAGCACCACGACGCGCGCAUUGGCAGUACCGGUGUCGGAGGCGGCGCUGGUGCAGCUGCAGCGGCGUCCCGUCUACAUCAGCAAUGCGACAAUGAGCAGCCUGACGGGCGCCACCUAUGUGCGAAUGCCGGCAGCUGCUGUCAUCAGUCGCAGUCCGAUGACGGUGCUCAAUGUGGUGCAGCAGACGGGCGGACCCACCGCACAGCUCAUACUGCAAACGGCGCAGGCAACGCAGGCGGCGCCACAGCCAACGGCAAAUGUUACGGCAGCUGCAGCGUCGUCGCCCAGCAACGAGCAACAGUUGGCGGCGAUGGCACUAGCACAACAACAACAACAACAGCAGCAACAACAGCAGCAGCAACAGCAGCAGCAACAGCAGCAACAACAACAGCAACAACAGCAGCAGCAACAACAACAACAACAGCAACAACAUCAGUCCAUCAAGCCAGCGCCUGCCACUAGCAAUGUGGCAACAUCAACGACCAGCUAUCAGUGCAUGGAAUGUGUGGAAAAGUUCGAUUCGAAGGAGCUCUUCGACAUCCAUCGCAGCGGGCAUGCCAACAACAUGAAGUGCGCCAUCUGCAACAUGGUACUGAAAUCGCUGAAGAACUAUGAGAAGCACUGUUUACGCUGCAAGCCCUACGAGUGCCAAAUCUGCGGCCGUGUUGUACGCUUUCGUCCCAACUUCAUAAAGCAUAUGCGCGUGCAUACGGGCCAGCAGUCGGAGCGGCACAAAUACAAGUGCGAGGUGUGCCACAAGGAGUUCAUGAGCUUUGAGUACUUUAAGGUCCACAAGAAGAUCCACAAUGAGAACGUAAAUCUCACCUGUGAGAUUUGUGGCAAGGUGUUUAGCGCGUUGGCCUCGCUGCGCGGCCAUUCGAAGCUCCACUCGGGCGUCAAGCUGCACAAAUGCGACGUGUGUGGCAAGGGCUUUGGCCAGCGCUACAAUCUGAAAAUUCAUGCACGCACGCACACGGGCGACUUUCCCUUUGAGUGCAAGGUGUGCAAGAAGAAGCUGCAUACGCAAUCGUCGCUGCAGACGCAUAUGCAGGUGCAUUUGCGUGAUCAGCCCAAAGGCGGCGCUGCCAGCAGCAGCAGCAGCAGCGGUGGCGGCGGCGGCGGCGGGGGCAGCAACAACAACAAUAACAAUAUUAAUAACAAUGCUGUGACAGCAGCAACAGCCAAUGUUAAGCUGGAACCCGAACUGGAGCAGGCCAGCAGCAGUCUGCAGCAGCAGCAGCAGCAACAUCAUCUGCAACAGCAACAGCACGAAAUGGACCUGGACGAUCAGUCCGGGCUGAGCGAUGAGGAGACGGAGAGCGCUGUUCACAAUUUGACCAAUAAUCGUUUAACCACCGGCGAGGACUCCUCCAAUGAGUCCUCAUCGAAUGCCUCGCUACAGCAGCCGCACUCCUCAGCCAGCUCAACGCACUCACAGCAGCAGCAACAACAACAACAGCAGCAGCAGCAGCAGCAGCAACAUCAACAACAGCAAUAUAUUGUAUCCACACCCACGCGCACCAUUGUCAUUAAAAACUAUAUGCAACAGCAGCAACAGCAACAGCAGCAGCAACAACAACAGUCGGAUAAUUCAACCGGCAAUGGCAGCUGCUCGAGCGUGCUGCACACACAGGUCAUACAGAGCGGUGCAGGCACCAGCAACGGCCAUCACAUCAUCAACGCCACCAGCAAUGCCAACAGCAACAGCCAUGCGAACAGCAAUGGCAACAGCAGCAGCAGCAGCAGCAACAGUAGCAACAACAACGGCAGCAGCAGCACAGCCAGCAGCGGCGGCGUCGGUGGCAGCGGCAAUGUUGCAACUGCCGCCAGCAAUCUGGCACAGCAACUGUUGCGCAAAACGCCGAUCAUCCAUUCGACGGGCACGCUCAGCUCAGCGCUGGCCAGCGUGGUGCAGCAAACGGGCGUUGGUUCGCCGGCGCAAUCGCCGUCAUCUUCAUCCACAUCGUGUUCCUCCACCGUGCUGGUGUCCAAGGCGACGGGGGUGCCCCUGUCUAUAGCCUCAUCUGCGGCACUGGGCGGCUCCACAAUAAUACGCAGCACGCGCAAUCAUCAACAGCAGCAACAGCAACAACAGCAGCAACAGCAACAGCAGCAGCAGGCAACGAGCAAUUGUAGCAGCAGCAGCAAUGUGCGUGUUGUAGCUGGACAGCAACAGCCGCGUAAUAACCACCGAAACCACCACCGACGUCGUCAUCUGGCGGAUAUGGACGAUGAUGAUGAUGAUGAUGAUAAUAAUGAGGAGGAUGAGACGAGCGUGCAGUUGCGCACAGCCACCAAUGGACAUCAUCAUCAUCAUCAGCAACAACAACAACAACAACAGCAACAACAGCAGCAGCUAAAUCACAAUCAUAAUCACAACCACCAACAUCAUAAUCACCAACAGCCGCAUCAUCAGCAACAACAGCAGCAGCAGCAGCAACAACAGCAGCAACAUCAUCAUAACCAUCAGCAUCACAAUCAUUUUGAUGAUGAUGAUGAUGAUGAGAAAUCCUCACCGUCCUUGGCCACAGCGGCCAUUAUCAAAGUGGAACCGAAUCUCUAUUCAUCCGGCUCUGGCGAUAAUUCCAACGAUAUGUUCAUCAAAGAGGAAGUGAUGUUCGAAGAUUCCGCCGCACCGCACUCGCCCCAAUCGCCGCCCAGUUCCAAGUUUCGCAUAUCGAAUUUCGAGAAUGAUUUGGUCGACCAUCAUGUGGACCUGAGUCAUUCGCUGCCGCCAUAUGGCAAUCUGUUCGAACCGCACUCCAUACCCGACAGCAUACCCGUGCAGCUCUAUCCGGACGACGACGAUGACUUUCGGCUGGAUCACAGCUCGCUGGGCGGCCUGCACAAUACGUCGUCCUCGACGACCGACGGCGACUUCAUCAAGAAGGAGUGGGUCUAUGGCAGCGGCACGAGCAGCUAUGCGAUGAACGGCAAGUUCGACGAUGACAGUGAUGCCCUCUGCGAUGCGGCCAACUUUAUAUACAAUUGAGUGGAAGCCAAUCGGGAGGAGCGAAUGUGGAGCAGGGAAUGGCAGUGGUUGAGGCGAGUUCACGAUGUGGCCAUGUCGUGCAGCUGAUCCUGAUAGGGCAAUAAGAGGAGGAGAGGCAGAAGCCGGAAUAGAAAGAGAAGGAAGAUGUGGAGCAGGAGGAGCAGCAGCUGCAGCAGC